Messenger RNA from Ostertagia ostertagi, 2157 nucleotides. The record is from the annotation of a GenBank genome assembly. NCBI's taxonomy places the organism in Eukaryota, Metazoa, Nematoda, Chromadorea, Rhabditida, Trichostrongylidae.
AUGUCAUCUGGCUUUUACGACAGAAGAGAGGAGAUAUUCGGAGAGCCCAACUCAUUUAAAGGAAAGCAUUUUGGCGUUCCACAUCCUCUCUUCAUUUCGCCAACUCCUGGCUCCUCAUCUACACCUGCUAUUGAACCCAAAUCGGCUGUCGAGGAGCCUCCCACAUCAUUUCUUGAAAGAUUUGGAAACACAGUCAUCCAGCCAAAAGUGCUUCCUGUUCAAACUCUGAGCGAAUUCGAUUCUGAGGCUUACGUGUCGAAAGGAAAACUCAAGCUUGGAGAGGACAAAUACGCCGCAAACAAGUUCAAUCAAAUGGCCAGCGAUGCAAUAGCGGUAAACAGAGACGUCAUCGAUAGUAGAGAGCAUCAUUGUAAACAGCUAACGUACGACAUCGCAGCUAUGGAACCAACAUCCAUAAUUGUAACGUAUCACAAUGAGGCGCGGUCCACUCUGCUUCGCACAGUAUACAGUGCAAUGCUUCGCUCACCUCCGCAGCUAAUUCAUGAGAUUAUCCUUGUUGAUGACUUUUCAAAUGAUGGCUUGAUUCGUUCUCGCGUCAAGGGUGCCGCAUACGCAACUGCCCCUAUUUUAACAUUUCUGGACAGCCAUGUUGAAUGUAAUGUUGCGUGGUUGGAACCACUCCUCGGACGUAUCAGCGAAAAUCCAAAAGCCGUGGUUGCUCCAAUAAUCGAUGUUAUCAACAUGGAUAAUUUCAACUAUGUCGCUGCGAGUGCUGAUCUUCGAGGAGUUCCUGAGCGUGAUAAGGGUGAAUUAUUUCAUCUGAAGAAUGGAAUCAUGUGCCUCGACACUCUGGGGCGUAGAGCUGGUGAAGCGCCAGGUCUGUAUCAGUGUCAUGGAACUGGUGGUAACCAGGAGUGGUCUUAUGAGAGAGAUGAGGGCUAUUUACGUAGUACGACUUCAAGGCUUUGUAUCACCAUGGAGGACGUGAACGGCGAGCCUUUCGUGCUUUUGGAUGAUUGUAGCAGAGUAACUGGCAAUUACAAAGUCCAGUUAUACGAUCCAAAUACGAAGGGCUAUGGAGACUAUCCAAAUAUCGGAAUGCAUGUGGAAGUGAAAGAUCCCGAGGAUAAGGUUAUUCUGUCUAAGUUGUACACAUCAGAAGGGAAAUUCACAUUCACAUCUCACCUUCCGGGAGAGCAUGUGAUUUGCUUAUAUUCUAACAGUACUGCAUGGUUCAGUGGAGCUCAGCUCAGGGUACACCUUGAUAUCCAAGCAGGUGAACACGCCCAGGAUUACGAGCAGAUUGCAACGAAAGAUAAACUGAACGAAUUACAACUUCGCAUUCGUCAACUCCUAGACCAGGUUGACCAGAUCACAAAGGAACAGAAUUACCAACGAUACAGUGCUACGCAAUCUGGUACUAAAUACGAUUUGAAUGAAAAUCUGGAAGGAAAGACCUACAUUGUUACUGGAGCAACGUCAGGAAUAGGACAAGCAACCGUUGAAGAACUCGCUAAGCGCAAUGCCCGAGUCAUUAUGGCAUGUAGGUCAGUCGAGCAGAAUCUUGAAUUCGAUUCGACUACUAUAAUAAUCUGUUCAGGAAUCGUGAAAAAUGCGUCCAAGUGUGAACUAGACUUUGAAGAUUUGAAUGCUGCCAAUAGAAAGAAAUACGAUGGCUAUGAAGUGUACAAGCAAAGCAAACUCGCUGCUGCUAUAUACCAAUGUAUCAGUCACAGUCGCAGAUCCAGGAAGGACGAAAUCUCAUCUCUCUUCUCAGAUGGAUGGGCAAACAUUCUUCCUCAGUCGAUGGCUGCUCAAAAUAGUCAGCUCUUGUUCAGCUUUGGUAUGGGCGAACGGCGAGUGGAGAAAGCUGUACGGCCGGUGUUGUUUGCUUUAGCCGAUCCAGCCAUGGAAGGCGUAAAUGGAGUUUUUAUUGACCGGGAACGUAACGAACAACCGUGGUGUGAAGCUGUAGAAGACGUCGAGAAACGCCGUCGAUUGUGGAAUACUAGUGAAGUAUGGACGAAACUUAGUGAACGCAUGCAGCAGAUGCGGACUGAACUAGGAGACGCUGCCGCCUCAUUAGACAAGUCAAUAGACGUAAAAGAGGCAAGCUCGACGGGACGAAGUUGUUUAUUAUUGUUAAUAAAGAUCAAGAUCAAAGCUUCAGUGCUAAUUCCAUGUAAAAUCUCAUAG